Messenger RNA from Lutra lutra (Eurasian river otter), 3342 nucleotides. RefSeq names its product homeobox A3 (gene HOXA3). The transcript has 3 exons. The record is from RefSeq and is a predicted model, not a curated record. Gene Ontology annotation, biological process: regulation of transcription by RNA polymerase II. Lineage: Eukaryota; Metazoa; Chordata; Mammalia; Carnivora; Mustelidae. Gene Ontology annotation, cellular component: nucleus. The coding region runs from base 1073 to 2404 and encodes 443 amino acids. Gene Ontology annotation, molecular function: DNA-binding transcription factor activity, RNA polymerase II-specific; RNA polymerase II cis-regulatory region sequence-specific DNA binding.
UAUCACUCCUGCUAUGCACUGAGGACAUGUCUAAGGGUAGGUAUAACCAGGGCACUGAGUCCUUCCAUAUUUUGCAAAACCCUGACCCACCACUCUCCAGCUAAGCACCUCUUUCCUAGAGGGCUCCCACUGAACAAAAUCAACUGGAUUUGGAGGAGGUGCUUUAGCCUUUUGUCAGGUAAUUUGGGGCCUUUUGGGUUUCUCCAGUGGUGUGGUGUACAGCGUGGGUGUUAGCAAACUCCAUACAAUGGCAGGCCAUGAGGGAGUCCACCAACUAAGCCAAUCAUUACUGGGUUUUCUUCUGGAAACAAGUCCUGGGCUUUGCCUUUUGAUGCACUGGCUGGAGGGCCAGAGGAGACUCGAGUGCUUGGGCGUGCAGGCUUCAGCUUGUCCGUGAGUGGAAGACUACAGAAAGUUACAUGGACUCUAAGAAUGAGGACAGCAUUGCCGUUCUGUUCCCUUCUGUUUGGAUCAUUUGUAAAGAACUGUAAGUGGAGAUAAGUGGCCUAGUGUGGCACAUGUUGAGGGGGGUAUGCCCCCAUUGUCGCAGUGCCCUAGACAAAACUCUUCCCCACUACUGGCCAAGCUUCCCCACUUCCCCUCCCCCAAAGCUGAAUGUUCUGCUUGGAAACCUAGUCCCUUCAGUGAUUCCCUAUUUCAAAUAAAAGGAUUUAAGUUGACGUAUGACCACGUGAGCACAUAAUACAGCGCAUUAUUGUGGCAUUUGGAGCGGAGACCCGGGCGGGCUUCGCCUGUGAUUACGUUUUCUAGAUUCUCUACCGAGCGAGAGCUUUUUUCCCCCACCCCCACGCACCCACCUCCUCCUUCUCCUUCCCCUUCUCCGGAGAGCACUCUCCUAGCGGGUUGCAGUUUUCAGCGCUCAUGGAGCGGUUCUGGGCGAGCUAGCCGAUGGGACUCGAGGCCACACCAGGAGGAUGGAAUUUAUUUUAAGGUCUGCGCGGGGCGGCCAUUGGCGGCGGAGCGUCACGUGACCGCGGGGGCGUGCCAAUGUGCGCCCUCACGGGUGUCAAGCCCCUGUCAGAGUGUGCGAUCAAGAUUGUGAAACAACGCGAUGCAAAAAGCGACCUACUACGACAGCUCCGCGAUCUACGGUGGCUACCCCUACCAGGCAGCCAACGGGUUCGCUUAUAAUGCCAGUCAGCAGCCGUACCCGGCGUCCGCGGCACUGGGCGCUGAUGGCGAGUACCACCGACCCGCUUGUUCCCUCCAGUCGCCCACCAGCGGCGGGGGCCACCCCAAGGCGCACGAGCUGAGCGAGGCGUGUCUGCGCACCCUGAGCGGCCCGCCCAGCCAGCCCCCAGGCCUGGGCGAGCCACCUCUGGCCCCGCCGCCGCCCCAGGCCGCGCCCCCAGCUCCACAGCAGCCGCAACCCCCGCCGCAGCCCCCAGCACCGGCUCCAGCCGCGCCCCCUCCCCCCUCUUCAGUUUCCCCACCUCAGAAUGCCAGCAGCAACCCCACCCCCGCCAGCGCAGCCAAGAGCCCCCUACUCAACUCACCCACCGUGGCCAAACAAAUCUUCCCCUGGAUGAAAGAGUCUCGGCAAAACACAAAGCAGAAAACAAGCGGCUCCAGCUCAGGGGAGAGCUGCGCUGGCGACAAGAGCCCGCCUGGGCAGGCGUCGUCCAAACGGGCGCGCACCGCCUACACGAGCGCGCAGCUGGUGGAGCUGGAGAAGGAGUUCCACUUCAACCGCUACCUGUGCCGGCCGCGCCGGGUGGAGAUGGCCAACCUGCUGAACCUCACUGAGCGCCAGAUCAAGAUCUGGUUCCAGAAUCGCCGCAUGAAGUACAAGAAGGAUCAGAAGGGCAAGGGCAUGCUGACGUCAUCAGGGGGCCAGUCCCCAAGUCGCAGCCCCGUGCCCCCUGGCGCGGGCGGCUAUCUGAACUCUAUGCAUUCGCUGGUCAACAGCGUCCCGUAUGAGCCCCAGUCGCCCCCGCCUUUCUCCAAGCCUCCCCAGGGCGCCUAUGGGCUGCCCCCCGCCUCCUACCCCGCACCCCUGCCAAGCUGCGCGCCCCCACCGCCCCCACAGAAGCGCUACACCGCGGCGGGGGCGGCGGCGGGGGGUACACCCGACUAUGACCCACACGCGCAUGGCCUGCAGGGCAACGGCAGCUAUGGGACCCCACACUUACAGGGAAGCCCCGUCUUCGUGGGGGGCAGCUAUGUGGAGCCCAUGAGCAACUCUGGGCCUGCCCUCUUUGGCCUAACUCACCUCCCCCACGCCGCCUCUGCAGCCAUAGACUACGGGGGUGCUGGGCCGCUGGGCAGCGGCCACCAUCACGGGCCCGGGCCAGGGGAGCCGCACCCCACCUACACGGACCUUACCGCCCACCAUCCUUCUCAGGGAAGAAUUCAGGAAGCCCCCAAGCUCACCCACCUGUGAUGGUGGGCUCGGGGCUGCGCGCCAGGAGAGUCCCUCUGCCCCCACCUUUCUUCUACGUUUACUUUUUUUUGGUUUGGUUUUAAGGUUCUUCCUGCCCUCCCUUUUUUCUCCUCCGCCCCGUCUACCCCCCACCCCCACCCCGUUUUGUUUUCUUUGGUAACGCGUUUUUAUAGUUUAUGUGACGUAGCAAUCUUGGUUGCUGGAAUGGCUGUCCGUAUCAGUAGCGAUGUUUAUCUCCUCCCACCCCUCGCUCGGCCGCGGGCCCUGCACCCUUUACCUUCUCUAUUCUUUGAUCAGAAACAGGGUAUAUGAACAAAUUUUCUAGCCGAGUUCUUCAAUGUGAAUUUGUUCGUACAUUAUGGCUCCCGAGGGGAAGCAGUUACUUUAUUUUUUUUUUUUAAUUUUUAGGUGGUUUUUUUUUUAAAUUGCACUUCUUGUAAAGAGCGAGAAAAAAAUCAAAGGCGCUUUGAAACAGGGGCUCCCUGUGCAAGGAUGACUAAGUGUACGUCUUUCCGUGUGUGUAUGCUGGUGAACAGUCAGAUUUAUUUAUAUUUUUUUUGCAAGCAUUGAAUAAUCUAAGUUUUAAAUAUUAUUUAUCCCCAUCCGUUCGUAUUUAUAUUAAAGAAAUUCUGUACCCUGAUUGUUCAGAAGGUUUCUUGGGCCUUUUGUUCAAUAGUGUAUUGACGUACAUAGAAAAUUUUUUUUUAUUUGAAAGGGAAAUAUAAUUCCUUUAUAAAAACGGUAAUGAUGCAAUAAUACCAGAGAGGAUCCAGCUUUUGAAAACAGUGAUUUAGGAUUGUAACAUCCGGCAAAACUGAAAAAAAAAUCUGUAAACGUGAAAAAUGCUAGAUUUGUUUCGAGAGUUCUACAUUCCUUGCUGCUCACAUUCUGAGAAACUAAACAAAAAAAUAAAUAAAUAAAGUUUUUAUUCUGAAUAA